UAGACUUCAUUAAUUUGACACUGUUUUACAACAAAUCUCUUCUAGUGUGCCGGUCAAACAAAAGUCCCUGGGUGUGUCUGACGUGCUCCAGUGUCCACUGCGGCAGAUAUGUGAAUGGCCAUGCAAAAAAGCAUUACGAGGACGCACAGAUCCCUACGACCAACCAUAAGAAAACAGAAAAGCAAGAGAAAGUUCAGCACACUGUGUGUAUGGAUUGCAGUAGUUACAGUACAUACUGUUACCGCUGUGAUGACUUUGUAGUCAAUGAUACCAAGCUGGGCCUGGUACAGAAGGUCAGAGAGCACCUACAGAACUUGGAAAAUUCAGCCUUUACAUCAGACAGACAUAGGAAAAGAAAACUAUUGGAAAAUUCAUCUCUGAACAGCAAGUUAUUAAAAGUAAAUGGAAGCAGCAGUGCCCUGUGUGCCACCGGCCUGCGGAACCUGGGGAACACGUGUUUCAUGAACGCCAUCCUGCAGUCCCUCAGUAACAUUCAGCAGUUCUGCUGUUACUUCAAAGAGCUGCCUGCCGUGGAGCUGCGGAACGGGAAGACAGCAGGCAGGAGGACCUACCACACCCGGAGCCAGGGGGACAACAACGUUUCACUGGUAGAAGAAUUCAGAAAGACACUCUGUGCUUUAUGGCAAGGAAGCCAAACUGCAUUUAGUCCAGAGUCUUUAUUUUACGUUGUGUGGAAAAUCAUGCCAAACUUUAGGGGGUACCAGCAGCAGGAUGCCCACGAGUUCAUGCGUUACCUCCUGGACCACCUACACCUGGAGCUCCAGGGAGGCUUCAACGGCGUCUCACGCUCGGUGCUGCUGCAGGAGAACUCCAGCCUGUCUGCAAGCAACAAGUGCUGCAUAAACGGAGCCUCGACAGUGGUCACAGCCAUUUUUGGAGGAAUUCUGCAGAAUGAAGUGAACUGCCUCAUCUGUGGCACGGAAUCGAGGAAGUUUGACCCAUUCCUAGACCUCUCACUAGAUAUUCCCAGUCAGUUCAGGAAUAAACGUGGCAAGAGCCAAGACAGUGGACCAAUGUGCACCCUCCGAGAUUGCCUUCGCAGUUUUACAGACCUGGAAGAACUUGAUGAGACAGAGCUGUAUAUGUGUCACAAAUGCAAAAAGAAACAGAAGUCCACAAAAAAAUUUUGGAUUCAGAAACUACCAAAGGUGCUUUGCUUACACUUGAAACGCUUCCACUGGACAGCAUAUCUGAGGAACAAGGUGGAUACCUAUGUCGAGUUUCCCUUACGAGGUCUAGACAUGAAAUGCUACUUGUUAGAGCCUGAAAACAGUGGCCCUGAAAGUUGUCUGUAUGACCUCGUGGCUGUGGUUGUGCAUCACGGCUCAGGUGUGGGCUCCGGUCACUACACGGCGUACGCGGCGCACGAGGGACGCUGGUUCCACUUCAACGACAGCACUGUGACUCUGACCGAUGAGGACACCGUGGGGAAGGCCAAGGCCUACAUCCUCUUCUAUGUGGAACAGCAAGCCAAAGCUGGAGCAGAUAAACUCUAA
Molecule: messenger RNA, 1517 nt
Organism: Acanthisitta chloris (rifleman)
Lineage: Eukaryota; Metazoa; Chordata; Aves; Passeriformes; Acanthisittidae
Gene: USP3
Product: ubiquitin specific peptidase 3
Exons: 14
Biological process (GO): protein deubiquitination
Cellular component (GO): cytoplasm
Molecular function (GO): zinc ion binding; cysteine-type deubiquitinase activity
Source: RefSeq, a predicted model, not a curated record